This is a messenger RNA of Clupea harengus (Atlantic herring), 1003 nucleotides long. Its product is annotated as NAD(P)(+)--arginine ADP-ribosyltransferase 2-like. NCBI's taxonomy places the organism in Eukaryota, Metazoa, Chordata, Actinopteri, Clupeiformes, Clupeidae. The record is from RefSeq and is a predicted model, not a curated record. The coding region runs from base 1 to 594 and encodes 197 amino acids. The transcript has 3 exons.
AUGGGUGAAUACUAUAACAUCAGCCAUGAGUACGUACCCUUAGACAUGGCACCCGACUCUGUUGAUGAUGCCUACUCUACCUACACAAAGGAAAUGUCAAGACAGGUUCUGUCCAAGUACAUAACCAAUGAACAGAGCUCAAAUGCUGCUUUCAAAAAAGCAUGGAACAGAGCACUGAACUCCAACAAGCACAAAAAUCCAGGAAAUGGAAAACCACGCGAUCUUAAAUUCAGCUGUGUGGCAGGGGUAUUUUACUACCAUGUCCUUCACUUCCUGCUAACUGAUUCCUUCAAGCACCAGGGGAAGUGUGUGACCACCUACCGCGGAACCAAACUGGACUUUGACACAGAUGUCAUCCAAAAGGAGAUCCGAUUUCAUAGCUUCACAUCCACAUCUUUCAGUCGUCAUGGUGUCACCAAUUUUGGCAAGAAAUCCUGCUUUGUAAUCGAGACCUGUCAUGGUGCAGCUCUGGGAAACUUCUUUAAUUUGCCUCAAGAGGAAGAAGUAUUGAUCCCACCCUAUGAGAAAUUUAAAGUUGAGAGCAUUAAGUUAAAUGACUGGUGUGAUGUAGUGUACACACUGAACCUGUCUUGACACGCACUGGGAUCAUUAGUAAUUUGGAUUGCGCUCUAAUGUAAGACUCUGUAAUGCUGACUAAUUAGCCUCUUCAUUCCUGGCUGGUGACCAGGUGACUUCUUAUUUUAACGUGCAGAGCUUUGAGAAUGCUAUGCACAUUAUCUUUUCAUGCUAACGAUUUGUCUUCUACGCUUUCUACAAUACUGUCAAUCAGGCAAGAAUAAAUAAAUAAAAGAAAAAAUGCCUCUCAUUUUUCUCAUUUGCAAAUAUUCUCAUUUUUACAUGACGUUUCUCUGACAAAAUCCUUUCAGUUUUUUUUGUGCUUGGGGCUGUGGACAUCUCUCUACAGCAGAAACCACACUGAAUAAAUCUACGUCUCUUUCGGUUAUGGCAGACGUUUAGGUUUAUUCUGACUCUGUUGUUCGUA